Triticum dicoccoides is the source of this 2230-nucleotide messenger RNA. Its product is annotated as putative disease resistance protein RGA1. The record is from RefSeq and is a predicted model, not a curated record. The transcript has a single exon. Bases 19 to 2229 code for a protein of 736 amino acids. Lineage: Eukaryota; Viridiplantae; Streptophyta; Magnoliopsida; Poales; Poaceae.
GAUCAAACAUAUUACGUUAUGCAUGAUUCACUGAAUGACCUCGCACUUCAUGUUUCCAAUGGGGAAUGCUUCAGGGUUGACCAUGGCAGCGUUGGGGAGUUUCCUCAUUACAUUAGGCAUUUGUCUGUGUCUGCUGAACGACUGGGAGAUCUUGUGAACUAUGAUGGUCUCCGGAGAUUGCGUACAUUUAUGAUUCUGAAUGAUUCUUGGUUCUGCUCCAAAGUCUGUUCAAGUCAUGAGAUACUCAAUAAACUCAAGAGUGUGCGGGUACUUGAUGUAAGCGGAUGCUGCUUUGGAAGGUUUCCUGAAGCUGUCAAUGAUCUGAUGCACCUGCGUUAUCUAGCCAUUCGACGCACUUAUUACCCACUGCCUACAAAAAUCUCCAGACUCAAUCAUCUACAGUCCUUGUUUGUGUUGUAUCAUUCAUGUUACUCUGCGAGGAUAUCUUGCUCAAACAAGUGGAAACAGCUGAAAUUUUUAAGGAGGGAAGUCAACACUACUGGAGGUCAUUUCAGUCUUCCUGAAAGCAUUCGCAGGCUCAUUAACUUGGUGCAUGUUGAUGUAGAGAAGGCUUACACUCUCAUGUUAUCAGGUGUGUAUCAGCUUCCUUGUAUCGAGGGUUCUGGAGAAUUCCUUGUCGAUAAGAAGGAGCAAAGUUUGGUACAACUGAGGGAUCUGAACAAAAUUAGGGGAGAGCUUUCUGUUAGGUUUCUGGAGAAUGUAAAAAACAAGGAGGAGGCUGCAAAGUCUCAUCUAGACUUGAAGGAGCACAUCUCUAAGUUGGAGCUAGAAUGGGGAUCAUUUGAUGGUGCUCAUGAUAUGGACAAGGGCUUUGAGGUGCUUGAUGUAUUAAAGCCGCACCGCAAUCUUGAUGACCUAACUAUCAGUGGGUACCCAGGUGUCAAGUCUCCUUCUUGGCUGGAGUCUGAUUGGCUGAGAAGAUUGAAAUUGAUCUAUCUACGAGAUUGUAAUAGAUGGGAGGUCCUUCCACCUUUAGGGGAUCUCCCCUUACUCAGUACUCUUGAAGUGCGGCGAAUGGAAGAACUAAAAGCACUUAGCCAGGAGUUCUUUGGUCAUGCUGGAUUCCCUUCUCUGGAAAGAUUGCUUCUGGAACGCCUACCUAAAUUGGAGUGGUGUCUUGUGGACAAUGAUAAAGUGUUACAGAAUCUCAGACAUAUCUCUGUUGCUGGCUGUCCACGGCUCAGAUCAUAUCCUACCCAUCCUCGUACACUCAGACAUAUAGCUGUACUUGACAAGGAAAAUAUCAGUUUUAAGCUUCAGAUUGACAGUUUUGAACUAUCAAGGUCAUUUUGUCGCCUGGUAUCAAGCUCCUUCCAUGUCUUGCGCUCUCAUCACCUAGAGUCUAUAGAAGAUAUGGAGACCUAUGUUAACUGUUUGGUACACAUGCCCAUGAUAGUCUUUCACAAUAUGAAAUCACUCAAAAAGUUAAAAAUAUUUGGCAUUGAUGAGCAGAAUACUUGCUCAGUGAUUACCACACUGUUGGGUGAGAACGGAUGUCCUGUGCUUCCUUUGUCACUUAAAUGCCUUGCAUUAGAAAAGUGCUACCUGCAACCAUCCUCUUUCUCCAAGUUAUUGAAUAAUCUUUCAUCUCUUGAAACAAUAUGUCUAUCAAAAUGUGGCUCUCUUGAGAUACCGAGUCUACCGGUAAGUCUGCACCUAUUGAGGAUGCUGAAACGGUUGGACAUUUAUAUUUGUGAUUGGAUAUCAUCUUUUGAGGGGUCAGAAGCACUGUUGUCCCUUGAAGAGAUGAAGAUAACCCGUUGUUAUGAUCUGGAAUAUGUACCGUACUUAGAUGACAUGCCAUGUCUUCAGAAACUACAUUUGUCCGGGUGCCCUCAAGUUACGCGAUUGUCUAAAGCAGGCUACCAGACAACACUGAAAGAGCUGGUUAUAAUGUAUUGUGAUGGAUUAUCUUCUCUGCGACAGCUGUGUGACCUGGUUUCACUUGUGAAGCUGACGAUUACCAAUUGUUCUGAUUUAUUGUGGCUUCCUGAUAUGGAUGGCUUUUAUUCUCUCCGGGUUCUCUCCAUUGAUCAGUGCCCCCAGCUGAGGUCACUGCCACGGAGUGGUCUUCCUGUAUCACUUGAAACAUUUUUCCUGUCUAAAUGCCAUCAAGCACUGGAGGAGCAGUUUCAACGGAAGGAAGGUCCAGAUUGGAAUAAGUUUGCGGCCCUUCCAGGAUGCAAGUGGGAAGCUAGUAGGUGGUAAA